Pieris napi is the source of this 845-nucleotide messenger RNA. Its product is annotated as elongation of very long chain fatty acids protein. The record is from RefSeq and is a predicted model, not a curated record. Gene Ontology annotation, cellular component: endoplasmic reticulum membrane. Gene Ontology annotation, biological process: fatty acid elongation, polyunsaturated fatty acid; sphingolipid biosynthetic process; fatty acid elongation, monounsaturated fatty acid. The transcript is spliced from 5 exons. Gene Ontology annotation, molecular function: fatty acid elongase activity. Bases 39 to 830 code for a protein of 263 amino acids. NCBI's taxonomy places the organism in Eukaryota, Metazoa, Arthropoda, Insecta, Lepidoptera, Pieridae.
CGAUAAGGGCGUGCUAUCGGUCAGUUUAGUGUUACACAAUGGACGCCAUCACGGGAGCCUAUAACGCAUUGUUCUUUGAAAGAGCAGACGCUCGAGUCAAGGACUGGUUCUUAAUGACAUCUCCAUGGCCACUAUUUCUCAUAAUCUGCACUUACUUGACAGUUAUAAAAGUGCUUUUACCGAAAUACAUGAAAAACAGAGAUGCUUUCAAUCUUAGAACUGUUAUUAAGUGGUAUAAUGUGGUGCAAAUAAUCGGCAAUGCAGUUGCUACUUGGGGGAUAAUGACAUCAGGCUGGACCACGACAUACCACUUUGGGUGUAUGUUACCCGACUAUUCAAUGAACCCUGAAGCUUUAAGAAUGCUGCAUUAUCUUUGGUGUACAAUUUUCCUUAAGAUUGUAGAGUUACUGGAGACGGUGUUUUUUAUUCUUAGGAGGAAGGAACGCCAAGCAUCCUUUCUGCAUAUAUACCACCACAUCAGUACACUCAUUAUUAUUUGGUCAGGAGUAAAAUAUGUUGGAGGUGGUAUAACAUCAUUUUCACCAAUGAUAAACAAUUCCGUCCAUGUGAUUAUGUACACCUACUAUUUGCUUUCAUCGGAAGGAAGCCCUAAAGUUAAGGCUUAUCUUAUUAGGUAUAAAAAAUGGAUUACGAUCAUGCAAAUGGUACAAUUUACAAUCAUGAUACUUUAUAGUGCUCAAGUAUUUUUGCCGAGUUGCCCAGCCCCACUUGGUAUAACAGUUAUGUAUUUUCCAAAUGUAAUAUUUGUAUAUUAUAUGUUUUAUAAGUUCUUCCAAAAAAAUUAUAAAAUUAAAAACCAUGUGGAGUAGUAAGUGUUGGAUUUA